Messenger RNA from Aaosphaeria arxii CBS 175.79, 641 nucleotides. RefSeq lists its product as uncharacterized. The record is from RefSeq and is a predicted model, not a curated record. NCBI's taxonomy places the organism in Eukaryota, Fungi, Ascomycota, Dothideomycetes, Pleosporales. The transcript has a single exon. Bases 175 to 507 code for a protein of 110 amino acids.
AUUGUAUUCAUAAUUUCAUAUAUAUAUUCUGUACGUAUGGAAAAUUUCAUUUUGCAAGGAAGUCCUGAUUUCAUGUCGUAUUCUUGGGAUAGGCAGGUUCAGGAAGUGUGCAACAGCAAGAGGAGGAGACCGAAAGCUUCAUUUGCUUAAUUCUCCUUCUUCGCUACGGCUUGGAUGUUAUGGUAUGCAUGCAUAUCCUGUACCUUGACGGACUGUUUGCUUUUCUGCCUUUUUUUUUGGAAUUGCAACACAGGUGGUGGCUAUUUGGCUGGGGGAAGAAUUCCCAGGGAGACGCAGUGGCUCACUUGCUGGUUGUUUGUUUACUUCAACGCAUUUUUCCCGCCCGGCACUUCUUUUCUUUUGCUCUCUUCCCUUUUGUUUUUUUACCCUUUUCCCCUUGCGGUUGAGCGUACUGGAACCUUGAGGGUGUCUGGAUGUCGUGCAUGGGAUGAAUGGAUACAGGGACGGGGUGUGUGUAUUUUACCGUACCGGCAGGCGAGAACCUAAGCUUUCUGUCUGAUUCACGAGCUUUUUUUUUGCAUCCGUACGUACAUACCUACGUACACAUGUGCGCGUGCACGUUACCUUUGAAAAUAUGUUCGAUCGUGUGCACAUACACAGUACGAUGACGGACCGACUUC